This is a messenger RNA of Acipenser ruthenus (sterlet), 3162 nucleotides long. RefSeq names its product 5-hydroxytryptamine receptor 3A-like. Gene Ontology annotation, cellular component: synapse; postsynaptic membrane; neuron projection. Lineage: Eukaryota; Metazoa; Chordata; Actinopteri; Acipenseriformes; Acipenseridae. The transcript has 9 exons. Gene Ontology annotation, molecular function: neurotransmitter receptor activity; transmembrane signaling receptor activity; extracellular ligand-gated monoatomic ion channel activity. The record is from RefSeq and is a predicted model, not a curated record. The coding region runs from base 1352 to 2803 and encodes 483 amino acids. Gene Ontology annotation, biological process: signal transduction; regulation of membrane potential; nervous system process.
AUUACUGCCUUGCAGAAACGCUGUGCUUCAAUUACUGGGGUUUUUAAUUGCCUCCCAUUGCAUCUGUUAGGCAGAUUCCAGGGAUAAACUGUAGUAUGGAGGCUGAGAUGUGAUAAAUAUUGAGUCCAUGUAAUGGAACACUUGCUGUCCUUUUUAAUCUUAUUAUUGGCCUUAGCGCCAUGAAGUUGAGUACAAGUAUUGAUUGUGCAUCAUAUUUAAACCCGUAUUAUAGUCUACUACCAGGACAGAAAUUUAGCUCUAGAUGUGACUUUUUUUAAAACAGCUUUCCGAGCUGUUAGAAUUAUUUACCACCAUUUUCCCCUAGUUUUCUUUAAAAGCGCCGUCAAUCCCGUGCAUUAAGUCAACAGGAGACAUUCGCUAUACUUGUAUUGGUCUUUAAAUUCUAGAUCAUAGCCUAAUAGAAACAACAUGUUAGAAAUUAAAUAAUUUCUCAUCUGUAUUGGAGUUAGAUACUGUGAAAUAUUUUAUACCUGUCUAUUAAAAAAAUGCAUUUUUUUAUUAAUUAAUUAGUUGAAACAAUAAUUAAUAUUUAACCCCAACAUUAAUCACGAAUAGUCCUACAUGUUUCCCUCGGAUUCAUGCAAUGUUAGUUCCUACAGGAUUUUAUUAGAUUAACUCACCCCUAUUUAAAGUGGAUUUUGAAUAAAGUGCUUGAAUCGUUAGAAUUCAUAAUGAAAGUUUUUUUGUCUAAUUGGGGACUGGUAAUUUUUUUUUUUUUCUUUUUUUUUUUAGUGUGUUGUACGUAUUAAAUCGACAGAUAGACACCGAAUUAAAAUGGCUCGUAUUUUUAAACGGAGAAAGUCAUGUUAUGUUACAUAGCCAAUGGGAAUAUACAAUACCCACGGGAAGAAAAAAACAUUUAAUUCUAUGACAAACCUUAAAAUCUUUUGUUCAAGAUAAACAAAUAAAGCAACUAUAACUAAUUGAAUUAAACAGAUGAAAGAGAAAACGUAUCGACGGUCACGUCUGUAAUUUCAGUGAGUCCAAAAGCACCUGGGGGUCGUUUGUUUCACUGGGCAUUGUAUCAUGAUCAUUCACUUAACUCGCAUCUGUUCUUAUAUACCAGCAAAGUACGAGGGUGAUCAGUACAUCGGCAUAAGCAAUGUGUUCGUUAAUCGUCUAACCUGAAACCUGAGGCAGGCGGGCUUGAUUACGAGAUUCAUUAAUUGUUUUAAAACUGGAAACUGCAAAGCGAGCUGAAUCCGAAAGGCUGUAGUUGUGUUUGGGGGCACUCCAAUGAAGACAAUCUGGCAGGCUGAAGUCAUUUACAUUGCACAGCGCGUUAACAGCAACCCAGACUGCAACUCGAAACUAUCCCCUCCAACGCAAAAUGAGCGCUUCAGCACUCUGGAUAGCGCUCGGCGUGCUAGUGCUCAGCACAGCGAGAUCAAAUGAAGCAGCCCGCCGAUUAACCACUAACCCCAGCCGCUUUGCGAAUUCCACCCUGGUUCGUCUCGCCGAUUAUCUGUUGACGGGUUACAAGCGGGGUGUACGCCCUGUACGAGACUGGAGAACUCCCACUACAGUUUCCAUUGAUUUAAUGAUCUACGCGAUUCUAAGUGUGGAUGAGAAAAAUCAAGUUUUAACAACCUACAUUUGGUACCGGCAGCAAUGGAAAGAUGAAUUCCUAGUCUGGGAUCCGAAGGACUUUGAUGAUGUCAAGCAGAUCUCUAUCCUGACUAACAAUCUGUGGGUUCCAGAUAUACUCAUCAACGAGUUUGUUGAUGUGGGGAAGUCCCCUGAUAUCCCUUAUGUUUACGUGGGGAAUGAUGGGGAAGUUCGGAACUACAAGCCGAUCCAGGUGGUCACUGCCUGCAGCCUGGAUAUAUACAACUUCCCCUUCGAUGUGCAGAACUGCUCCCUCACUUUCACGAGCUGGCUCCACACGAUUAAGGACAUCAACAUCUCCCUGUUGAGAUCCCCCGAGGAGGUGAUGUUUGAUAAAAGUGUUUUCAUGAACCAGGGGGAGUGGGAACUGCUCCAUAUCCUGUCUGCUUACUCUGCCUUCAGUAUUGAUGGCAACGACCACUACGCUGAAAUGAAGUUCUCUGUUGUGAUCAGACGGAGACCCUUGUUUUACACUGUAAGCUUACUGCUGCCUAGUAUUUUUCUGAUGGUGAUGGAUAUUGUGGGGUUCUUCCUGCCCCCCGACAGUGGAGAGAGAGUCUCCUUUAAAAUCACCCUUCUGCUGGGCUACUCUGUCUUCCUCAUUAUCGUGUCCGACACACUGCCAGCUACAGCCAUCGGGACUCCCCUCAUAGGGGUGUAUUUUGUGGUGUGCAUGGCCCUUCUGGUGAUCAGUCUGACGGAGACCAUAUUGAUCGUUCGUCUGGUGCAUAAGCAGGAUCUGCAGCCUCAUGUUCCAGAGUGGGUGAAAUACCUGGUGUUGGAGAGAGCCACUGUACUGUUCUGCAUUCGCAACAAGCACAAGUUUGGACCCCUGCAUCCCAAAGAGGUAGAUGUGACCCAGUACAAGGAGAACAAUAUCAAUUCAGAUAAAUUGAACUUCCUUUGUUGCGAGAACCCCAAACACCGCGAGAAGCCCAUGGGGAUGGCUCUGCCUUUAAGAGAAAACACACCUGUCGUUGACAGCAUCCUCCACGAGAUCUCCUUCAUCCGCCAGUACCUGGAGAAACGGGACGAGUACCGAGACAUCGCCAAAGAGUGGCUGCAAGUGGGCUACGUUUUGGACGUGCUGCUGUUCCGGGUCUACCUGGUGGCAGUGCUUGCAUACAGCAUCACGCUGGGCACUCUGUGGUCUGUAUGGCAGUAUGCUGAGUGACAGGUAGAGUCUGGUUUAAAAAGUGCGUUAUACCUUUUAUAAUAACUGGUGACAAGCAGUUGAUAUUUCCUGUAAUAACACAACUAACUUACCAAUAACGUAACACAACACAGAAAUACCCCAGGACAGCCCUAAAACAGCCAGUGUCCUUUCCCGAUGUUCUGACACGAUCGUUGCUCACACUGGCGCAGACGCUGUUAAGUCUGGGAAAUCAUGUUUGUAGCUUACUGACAAUCUGUACUCGACCAACAGCUUUGAUUUUGUUUUGUAUGUACAGUAGUUAUGUAACUAACACUGUUUGUGAUUCUAUGUACAGUAUUGUAUUUGUAUAGAAAUAAAAGGUAGUUUUACCCACUGUA